CAACUCUCCGUUUUACUACCAGCGACACCGAAGACUCUCAAUCCAUCCAUUUCGUGCCGCGAUCCAAUCCGAACAGCUCCUACGCGAGUGGUGAUCAAAAUCUGUGCUUAGUCAUUUUUAUCUAACGAGAGAUUUAACGCAAAGUUCACCGUAAUUUAAAUAAACCUGUUUUUAUUUAUUUCCUUUUACGGAUUAUUUAUUUGCUGCGAUUAGACACGUCGAGUGUCUUAUUCAUUUCGAGAAUUUGGUUCUAAGAAAUUCUUCUCUCAAGAUGACAUCAGCUUCCGUACGAUGGGUACUAAUUUUCUCUUUGAUCACCUUCGUUUCAUUAGAACCACAUCAAAGAUCCGGUUUAAGAAUUGUCCAUAAACUGGUCGGCGGACAUUUAAACACAAAUCGCGAUGAUGAUGUGGAACUGAUGACUUCCGGAGCUGGUGAGGGCCAAGGAAAAUCUAAAAAGACUGGGGGCGAAGAAAAGAAAACUUUAUCUCAACAGGUUGCGGACGGGAAAUAUGCGUUGAUUCAAAAUGAAUUAUUUUCGAAGCCGAUCAAAAGACCGGGUAUCAUCAGUUAUAAGGAUAAUCCUGAAGUUCCUAACGAUAAUAGUAAUAAUUUGGGGGGAUUAAAUAAAAGUGAUAUUUGGUUAUCUGAAAACCAUUUAUUGGUGAUUAAGGGUGGGUUUUAUCCCGAUCAUGAUCAGGAUAAUAAGGAUGUUAUUUGGACUCCCAUUGACGAUUUUAACGCUCCUGAUCGUCAAGUGAAGAUUCCUGCUCAUCCCAAGGUUCCUCCGCCCUUUCCAGUACAGCUCGAAGAAGGGGGACCAAUAUUGUUGUUCCUUAGCCCAAAUGUUACGAAAACGCUUAAUGGAACGUUCAAAGAAGGAAUAUAUCCCUUAUACCCCGAAAGUAAUGAAGUCAUCGGAGGAGAGGGAAUCAAAGAGCGACCAUCAAGUGGUAAACAUCCGCCCUACACUUUUACCGGGGAAACUCCGUUCCCAAUACCUCCAUUUCCACCCCCCACCGGAUUGGAUGGCCACAAUCCGAUCCAACAGAAGGAAGGUAUUCCUGGCAAUGUAAACGAUUCCUUGAUUCCUUCUUAUUUACCACCAUUCAUCCCUAAUUUGGAUAAUGAAACUUACGACGAAGAUGACCCAUCGAUUUAUUACCCACCACCAUACAGCUUUUAUUACGCGAGGGAUAACUCAACGGAAGUUCCACCAGGUCCUUUAGUACCUGGAAUUAUCCUUCCCCCACCACCAAAUUUCUUUGAAUCAUUAAACGAAAAUGGAGGUGCUAGAACAAAAUCAAAACCACCAUUAAGACCGAUCACAACAACAACACCUAAACCAACGAUAACAAUAACAACAACUUUAAAACAAAGAAUUAAAACAAAAAUUUAUUUCUAUCCAACAAAUACAACGGUUAAUCCAACAGUUUCUGGAAGGAAGAAACCAACAACAACAGAAACAACCAGUAGGAAGAAAUAUCCAACAAUAACUAUAUUAAAACCGGUUUCAAGGACAACAAGUACAAUAAAACCAAAAACUUCUAAAUUACCAUCGAAAAUGUUCGGGCCCCCAAUUACAUCAGAAACGCCAAAAGUAAUUGUAACAUCAACGAAGGUUCCUCUUAAAACUUAUUACGCAACGACACAUUUAGAACCAAUUAUUCCUAUAACCGAACGACCGAGACAACAACAAUUCAUCGACGUAACAAAAUCGAAAAUUAUUCCUCAAGUACAAAACGUCGAAGUGAACGUACCCAAUCAGGAUUCACAAAAAUCGAAUGUGAUUCAGGUUAUUCCACGUCAACAAGUACGUCCCGUUCAAAACGUACUUGAACCGUCGACGACCACAAGAGCCACGCCAGUACAAUAUUACUUUUACGAUGAGAAUGUUAUUAACACAACUCCCAGACCGUUUAUUAAUACAAUUCCGAAAGAGGUUUUAAUUCCUGAACGACCGCAACCGCCGGUCCCAUCGCGAAACGUUCCCCCACAAUCAAAUAUUCGUUAUUAUUAUGUAGGAGAAUCUGAAUUCCCAUCUAGAACGCAACCGGUACAAAUUAAAAGACCACAACGACCACAGAAUUCGUUUAGCGUUCACAUUGCGAGAUUAAAACAAGAAAUUGAAAGCUAUCAAAAUAUUAGAAAUGGUGAUUAUGGGAUUGUUAAUAACGAUAGGAAUAGACCGAGUGGUUAUUUUGAACGAUCCAAACCUGUGUAUGAGUAUGAAUUUCAAGCGGCUGGGUAUAGACAACAAAAUAAUUUUAAUAAUGGUUAUUUGCCUAUUCAACAAAAGAGACCUUUACCGCAUUAUAGCGUGGAAAUUCAAGAAGCUGUUGAAGUCACUCCACCAACACCUAUUUAUGAGACAACUCAAGAAGGGUAUUAUUUGGAUCCUGUAACUGAAAAUCCUGCAAAAUUACGUGAGGUACAAAGAAAUAAACAUCGCACUUCAAAACCAAUUUCACAAUAUUCAUUUGAAGCCACCCAAAAUCCACUUUACAAUCAAUUCUACACGAAACAUGACGAAAAAUUCAUCGACGAUGCCACAAAGGAAUAUUUCACCGUGUUUGGCAAAAGAAUUCCAUUAGCAACGACACCAAUUCCAAUUCAAAGGCAAAAAUAUUAUCAACGUCCGCAAGAAGUGAAACAAAAUCGUCCCAGUUUGGAAGGUGAUACGUACAUAAAUUAUUUGCCACAAAGACCACGUGUGAAUCCGCAUUCUGAGUUUAUUCUUCAACCGGUGAACGAAGAUCAAAAUUAUCGUAUUCAACAAACUGAACGACCGAUAGUGACUUAUAAGCUUCCGGGUGAUGAGGGAACUCACUUUUACUUUUUAACACCUCAACUUGCCCAAAAACGCGAACAGAAUGCGAAUUUUUAUUUUUCAAAUACGAAAAAUGGUAGGAGAUAGCUCAACCUUGCUGAUGAUGGUUUCAGCUUAGAUAAAACCCUGUGAUCUAUCCAUUUAUUUUUGACUGUGCAGUCUCUUUGACUGUGAUCGGCAUUAUUCCUAUGGAAAUGAUGCGAGUGUUAAGAAGAAAAAGAAAUAAUUAAGAAAACCUGUGCAGAAUAUUUUCUUAUUAAGGACUUACAUUAUAAGUGAAUAAGUGUAUUUAUAAAAAAAUGUACAUAUUAGGUGAUAAUUUUUAAUAAUCAUACGAUUUAUAUCAAAAACA
This is a messenger RNA of Onthophagus taurus, 3182 nucleotides long. RefSeq lists its product as uncharacterized. Lineage: Eukaryota; Metazoa; Arthropoda; Insecta; Coleoptera; Scarabaeidae. The record is from RefSeq and is a predicted model, not a curated record.